AUGUACAAACUCAUAACAAAAACUUUCACCGCCAGGUUGAAGCUAGUAGUGGAUUCUUUAGUUGGGCUAUCCCAAUCAGCUUUCAUAGCAGGGAGGAGUAUAUUGGACAAUGUUAUAGUGGCUCAUGAAUUGGUUAAAGAUUAUACUCAGAAUGGAUUAUCACCUAGAUGCCUUAUUAAAAUCAACAUAAGGAAAACAUAUGAUUCAGUGAAAUGGGGUUUUCUAAAGAGUGUACUGCUGAAAUUUGGCUUGCCUGGGAAGUUUAUGGACUCGAUCAUGGAAUGUGUUACCGCAGUGAGCUCCUCACUCUUGAUCAAUGAAGGGCUUACUCCUAAGUUUAUGGCAAAAAAGGGACUGAGGCAGGGGAACCCUAUGUCUCUUUACCUUUUUAUUCUGGCUAUGGAAUAG
Messenger RNA from Nicotiana tabacum (common tobacco), 408 nucleotides. Its product is annotated as secreted RxLR effector protein 78-like. The record is from RefSeq and is a predicted model, not a curated record. NCBI's taxonomy places the organism in Eukaryota, Viridiplantae, Streptophyta, Magnoliopsida, Solanales, Solanaceae.